AUGGACCCAAGUCCAGAGUAUGUAAACAGAGGGACAGAUCCGGUUCAAGUGCGAAAAGGAGCGAAGCCUCAAUCCGAUCCACGACCAGCAGCUAUCAGAUUUUAUCUCCCUCUGAAUGUCGCCCUGUACACGUGCUUUGCGUCACAUCUGCUCGCUGCUCUUUAUGCUCCAAUCCAGGACUGUGACGAGACGUUCAACUACUGGGAGCCAUUGCACUAUCUGACCCAUGGCUAUGGCCUUCAAACAUGGGAGUAUUCUCCCGAAUUUGGCAUUCGCAGCUGGGCAUACAUCGCCAUCCACGCUAUUCCAGCCAAGAUUUUGAGCUUCGUUGAACAGUCCAAGACCUUUGAGUUCUAUGCUUUGCGAACCCUCCUAGCCUUCAUCUGUGCAGCGAGCGAGGUCCGGCUCUAUUCGGCCAUAUCUCGAGCUCUCAAUCCGAGGGUUGGCAUAAUAUACCUGAUGAUUGUCGCCGUCACUCCCGGUUUCUUUUAUGCUUCAGCUGCCUUCUUGCCGUCCAGCUUUGCCAUGUACACAUCCACCCUCGGCCUGACGUGCUUCAUGGACUGGCAUGGCGGUCCAAAAACCGCAACAGGCAUCAUGUGGUUCGGCAUUGGGGCUUUGCUUGGCUGGCCCUUCGCCGGAGCUCUCAUCCUGCCAUUCGUCAUUGAGGAUUGGCUGAUUGCUGUGGUAGGUCGAGUGGACCUUUUCGACACCUUCAGGAGGUAUCUUGACGGCGCCGUCCGUUGUCUGGUUGUUUUGGCCUUGCAGGUCAGCAUCGACACAUUUUUCUACCACAAGGUCAUUGUCGUCCCAUGGCGCAUUGUGGCGUACAAUGUCUUCGGUGGCAAGGACCGUGGUCCGAACAUAUUUGGAACAGAGCCCUGGGACUAUUAUGUCCGCAACCUGCUCCUCAAUUUCAACAUCUGGUUCAUUCUCGCUUUGGGAUCGGGGCCACUGCUUUUCUUCCAGUGGAUCGUCUUGAGACAACAUACCACGAAACAAUCACUGCUUAGGACGUUGACCUUUAUCACGCCGUUUUACCUCUGGCUGGCGAUCUUCACUGCCCAACCCCACAAGGAAGAGAGGUUUAUGUUCCCAGCCUACCCGUUCCUUGCCUUGAACGCUGCCAUGGCAUUCCACUCGCUUCUGGCGUGGGUUGGUUCGUCGGAUUCGGUGAUUUUUGGCAGAAUCCCGGCCAAGCUGAAACUGGUCGCUAUUCUGUCCACCGUCUUUGUUGCUGUCAACGCUGGGUUGUUGCGAAUCAUCGGCACAGUCAGUGCCUAUCGCGCGCCUCUGCAGAUCUAUGAAGCCCUCGAAACUGCGAACGCAACGAGAACUGGCGACACAGUCUGCUUUGGUAAGGAUUGGUAUCGAUUUCCAUCGUCUCACUUCCUGCCUCACGAUAUGCAUGCAAAGUUCGUUAAGAGCGAAUUUGAUGGACUGUUGCCUGGAGAGUUCCGUGAGGCCGGAACAGGAUUUGGGUUCUUUCCGGGGACUUGGCUCGUCCCUUCGGGAAUGAAUGACCUGAACCGAGAGGAUCCGGGCAAAUAUACUGAUGUGAAGCACUGUACCUACCUGGUUGACUCUUACAUGCCUGGCACUGAACCCACCGAGCAUGAGCCACUGUAUGUCAUGGAUGAUGGCUGGGAAAGGGUUACGUGUGCCCCGUUUCUGGAUACCGCCAGGACGGGAAUCGUGGCACGGACAAUUUGGAUUCCAGAGGUCUCAGUCAUUCCACCCAAGUAUCGUCGACAUUGGGGCGAGCACUGUCUUUUGCGGCAAAGGCAGAGCAUUGCGAGUUGA
Molecule: messenger RNA, 1803 nt
Organism: Exophiala dermatitidis NIH/UT8656
Lineage: Eukaryota; Fungi; Ascomycota; Eurotiomycetes; Chaetothyriales; Herpotrichiellaceae
Product: alpha-1,2-mannosyltransferase
Exons: 2
Coding region: 1-1803 (600 amino acids)
Biological process (GO): protein N-linked glycosylation
Cellular component (GO): endoplasmic reticulum membrane
Molecular function (GO): alpha-1,2-mannosyltransferase activity
Source: RefSeq, a predicted model, not a curated record